This is a messenger RNA of Lates calcarifer (barramundi perch), 2082 nucleotides long. RefSeq names its product protein BTG4. NCBI's taxonomy places the organism in Eukaryota, Metazoa, Chordata, Actinopteri, Centropomidae. Gene Ontology annotation, biological process: negative regulation of cell population proliferation; negative regulation of mitotic cell cycle. The coding region runs from base 176 to 1048 and encodes 290 amino acids. The record is from RefSeq and is a predicted model, not a curated record. The transcript is spliced from 5 exons. Gene Ontology annotation, cellular component: cytoplasm; nucleus.
UGCAGCAGCGCCGUGAGCAGAACAGAGAACAAGGAAGCAACAUGUGCUGACCAUAAUAACUCCAACACAUCAGCACGUAGAGCGAGCACGCAGCCACGAUACGAGAGGGAGCCGAGGACACGCACAGACUGCUGGAUAUUCACGGAGAGGACACUAUUCUUUUAUUUAUUCCAUUAUGAAAAGAGAGGUGAAGGCCGGAGUCAGCUUCCUCAAACGCCUGGUUGUGGCACGUGGCAAGCUUGAUGAAGCCAAAGCAGAGUUGUUUGCUGAAAAGCUACAGAAACUUUUAUGUGACAAAUAUGACGAGCACUGGUACCCUGACUGCCCCAGCAAAGGCCAGGCAUACAGAUGCAUUCGGAUAAAUAAUGGAGUGCUCUGUGACGAAGUGGUCCUGAAGGCAUGUGAGGAGAGUGAGCUCGCGCCCGGUGAGCUGGGCCUACCGCUUGAGAUCACGCUGUGGAUCGACCCCCUGGAGGUCUGUGCAAGAUCUGGAGAGAACAGCAGGCCGUUCACAAUAGCCUCUUUCAAAGAGGAAGAGGAAGAGGAGGACGUGGCGGGUGUGAAGGGAGAACAGGAUGACUCCUCCGUGGACUCACUAAACCUUGACACGUCAGAUUACCACUCGGCUACCUCUUCAGAUUGUGGUUCCACCGCAUCGAGUGACACAGAGGAGGAGGCAAAGGAUGGUGAGAUGGAGGGAGAGCAAGAGAAAGAAGAGAAGGAGGUCCUCAAGAAGGAGGUGGCAGAAGGCGACACCUACACAAUAGCAAUGGUGCCCAGGAUUCGGAAGCGACAUGGAGAUGGACCAAAUAAAGUCAAAUACGUCAGAAAUACGCUCCCUGCUAGCCUCCAGUAUUUCUACCAUCCUGCACCAGUUUGGCCUCAGUACAAGAAGGGCGCACCGGUGUUCCUCACCACAGUGUGUGCGCCUCCGGCUCCGCCGCCUCCGCCCCAGCAGGUAUUUGGCUACUACAUCUUGCCGCAGCCGUCUCCGCAGUUCAUCCUGCCUCAGGCCACUCUGCAGCCAUGGGGAGCUGUGAAGGGUUAGACCGUCCUGGAACUGGGAGGUGAAGCAUUAUAAGCUCCUUCAACUGAGCUGUGUCUGUGUUUUCACUGUAUAGCUCAAAGUUCCUCUUCGCACAACCUGUAAUAAUUCCUCUUUCCUUUUGAAUUCUGGUGACUUAUAAUUGAUGCUUGUACUCAGCACAGAGACACCACUUGAGUGAACUUGAAUGAAAACUUUCAUUUCAUUCUCUUAAAAUCUUUCAGGUCUGCACUGCUAAUAUUUUUCACACACUGUACAUGCUAAGAAUGACUUCAGUCACAGGGUGCUUGUUCUAACUCAGGGACUCUCAGCAAUAUGCUCAAUGCCAAAUAGCUUGUCUUUUCAGGUGUUAUUUCUGUUACGUCAGUCUCUGUCAUUUCUCCCACCAGAUGUGGUCCACUGUGUGUACAUCAUAUUUAAUCGAUGUAAAAUGUAAUUCAGGGUUUUAAACUAUUGUAGCUAGAGUGACAAUAUCUGUAUAUUAAGAAGAAUAUUUUUACUAAACUGCUUGUAAAUAAUAGACUUUAAAUACCAGAUAGAAAGGUGCACACUUUCUAAUAUUACUGUCUCACUGUCUUACUAUUGUUGUAAUUUAUUUAGCCACCAGUGGAUGGCACUCAACUCACAGCUAAUACAUGAAAUUGUAUAUUUAUAUUUUUAUUAACAGUUGCUGCUGAAUUUUGCAAAUCUAACUUCACAAAGCUGCUUAAACUGCUGUCAAAAUGCCUAAUUAUGCUCUCUAUUCAGGUGUAAUUUAUGGCCUGCUUAAAGCUUUGUGUGUGUGUGUGUGUGUGUGUUUUAUUGUAAAUAACCUUCCGCUACCGCUGUAUAUCCUGAAUACAAACUUGUUUCACUCACUGAUUCUUAUGUACUGAGAUUAUUUAAUUAUUUGGAUGCAUAUUUAUUGACUGCACACACAAAUUUGAAGCUUAUCUGCCAACUGAAGCAUUGUUUCUCUUGUGUUUCUUGCAUCGGUCAUUUAUUUUAUUUUAUUUUUUACUGAAGCAGAUUAAAUCGACUUAUACCUAUAACUUAAA